AUGUCUGGCAAGGGCAGCGGCAAAUCCAAGUCCGGCAAGGCCUCCGCCGACCCCAGCGCAAAGACGCAGUCGCGCUCGCAAAAGGCGGGCCUCCAGUUCCCCGUCGGUCGUAUCCACCGUCUCCUCCGCAAGGGCAACUACGCACAGCGCGUCGGCGCCGGUGCACCUGUGUACCUCGCCGCCGUCCUCGAAUACCUCGCGGCUGAGAUCCUCGAGCUCGCGGGCAACGCGGCGCGCGACAACAAGAAGCAGCGCAUCGUGCCGCGCCACUUACAGCUCGCCAUCCGCAACGACGAGGAGCUGCACAAGCUGCUCGGCAACGUCGUCAUCUCGCAAGGUGGUGUAGUCCCCUUCAUCCAGCCCGAACUGCUACCAAACAAGACGCAGAAGGGCAAGAAGGAGGGCCAGGACGAGGUGUAG
This is a messenger RNA of Gloeophyllum trabeum ATCC 11539, 420 nucleotides long. Its product is annotated as histone-fold-containing protein. Gene Ontology annotation, molecular function: protein heterodimerization activity; DNA binding; structural constituent of chromatin. The transcript has 4 exons. Gene Ontology annotation, cellular component: nucleosome. The record is from RefSeq and is a predicted model, not a curated record. Bases 1 to 420 code for a protein of 139 amino acids. NCBI's taxonomy places the organism in Eukaryota, Fungi, Basidiomycota, Agaricomycetes, Gloeophyllales, Gloeophyllaceae.